AUGGGGGACAGUGCUUCUUCUCAGGUUGUGGUUGAGUCGGGCCUCGAAUACAAGGAGGUAGCCACCAAGGGGAUGCUGGCUUAUAGAGCGCCAUCGCUUCAGCAGCCUCACAAGGCCCGUCAGGCCUUAAGAGAUGCACAUGAAGGCAAGAUUCCCCCACUGAUAGGAUUCUACUUGGCCCUGCCUACCGUUCCAAUUGCCAGAAUGGCAGCCCAACUAGGCGCCGACUUCAUCUGGGUGGACUGGGAACACUCGCCCUGCGGCGUUGAGACCAUGACGAAUGUAGUCCAUUCUAUCCAAGAGGUGAGCGAAGGGAGGACUAUGGCAUUUGUCCGAGUCCCUGGUCAUGAUCAUGCAAACAUCGGCUUCGCAUUAGACGCUGGAGCUUCCGUUGUCGUUCCCCAAGUCGAUACUGUUGAGCAGGCUGAGCAUGUUGCGGCCGCCACCAAGUUUGGCAAAGCAUACAAAGGAAGCCGUUCUGCACCUCCCGCUCGCUGGCUUCCAGGAUUAAGUGCCAACACCAUCGAUCCAUCGUUGUCCAUAUGGGAAAGUGUGAAUAAGCAGGCUGCGCUCAUCAUUCAGAUAGAAUCCGAGGUUGGCGUUAACAACCUGGACGCCAUGCUCGCCUCCGUAGGAGACAACAUCGACGCUGUCUGGAUCGGCACUCUCGACCUGCGUGUCAGCCUAGGGUUUGAUGGGAUGUGGGGAGAGGAACCAGAGUUUCUCGCUGUGAUCAAGCGAUACGAAGAUACUCUGAGGAAGUAUGACAAGCCUAACUCGGGAGGAUGUUUCAAUAAGAACUGGCCCCUGAUGGCAAACAAGUCCUUCAUCCCAGUCUGUGGCGACUGGUUGGGCAUCCUGUCUCAACGGGAACUCAUCGUAAACGCGAGAGAGAACCUGCCAGCCGCUGGCAAGCGUUCUUGCUAG
This is a messenger RNA of Nannizzia gypsea CBS 118893, 927 nucleotides long. Its product is annotated as HpcH/HpaI aldolase/citrate lyase family protein. The coding region runs from base 1 to 927 and encodes 308 amino acids. NCBI's taxonomy places the organism in Eukaryota, Fungi, Ascomycota, Eurotiomycetes, Onygenales, Arthrodermataceae. The transcript has 3 exons. Gene Ontology annotation, cellular component: cytoplasm. Gene Ontology annotation, molecular function: aldehyde-lyase activity. The record is from RefSeq and is a predicted model, not a curated record.